Molecule: messenger RNA, 9368 nt
Organism: Volvox carteri f. nagariensis
Lineage: Eukaryota; Viridiplantae; Chlorophyta; Chlorophyceae; Chlamydomonadales; Volvocaceae
Exons: 16
Source: RefSeq, a predicted model, not a curated record
GCGGUGUGGUUGUGGACAUGGAGUGGGAGGCCCCGCUGGCGGGGUCGCUGAGGGAGGAGUACGUGGUUUCGGAGGACGGUGCGGCAAUGUCGGUCACCAGCACUCUGAAGAUUGGCACACGAACGGCGGUCGCCACGCAGGUUUACCGCCGCAGCAGCAGCAACAAGAGCGACUUUCUCGCCUCCAAACGCUCUUCGUACGGCAGUCUGACAGACGUGCUCCAAAGCCAGGAGCAGAAUCGCAAGCCAUAUGACUACGUGCUUGUAGGUCAUCGUGUCGUACGAUUCGCGUCACCAACGCGGACCACAUCUUCACGAUACCUUUUGAGGCUGUCCAUCGAACGCCAUGUGAUGCUGCACUUCGGCGCAAGUACAAAUUUUAACGGUCCUCGAGACUACCUUCGAGAGCAUUUUCGCACAUCUAGCGACGACGUUCCCCGCUUAAGGGCCCCAGCCGUAGACCUCAGCGGCAGAGAGCUUGGAGCUGGCCAUGCUUACCUUUCUCAGCGCUGUGAGGGCUUCUCCGAUUCGGACGACGUCCUUUGCACCGCGCUGUAUCUGGCUCGGAAAGCUUCACAGUCGGAUGCCAGCGGAUUACCAGGGAACUCCAAAAAGCUACGGAGCACCAGGCUGUGCAGCAAGGCAACGGUUGCGGCGGUCAUGGCCACUGUGCAGCCCCAGCCCGCCAUCGCGCCCGCAGCGGCGCGGUCCUACAAAGCAGCGGCACGCAACUCCCCAAACCUGGCAGCAGUUACGGCGGGCCUGUUCAAGAUGCGCACAAUAGCUAGCAAACUAGCAGUGCCACGUCUGGAGCGACGCGUUUUGAACAGCAUGGUGGCGCUGCCACCUUUGCCGGAGCCCAACCUUGCCGAGGCAUCACCAAGCGGCACCCGUGCCUGCGAGGCGGGUACGUUGAACCAAGGCGCCAGGGCCGAGCCGCAUGGCGACGUGGUAGAUAUUUCCGGGGAUAUUUCCCUGAAGUUGCUGUGGUCGGAGGUGGCGAGGGGAGCUCAGGAGGCGCGACUGACGGACCUGGAGCCAGCGGGCGCGGGCGAGGCGCUGGCCAGGGCUCUCGAACCUGCUCCAAUAGCCGCGACGCGAGCGCCAGUGCCAGUGCCAGCGCCAGCUGCCGGCUGCAGACUGAGUCCCCAGUCUGGACGAGCCUCGGUGCGUCCUACAGAUGAUCCAGCAGCAGAAGCAGGAGCUCGUGAAGGACCCCAUGAACCACCCGCGGAAGCCGGUCCUCGCCGUACUUGCAAGGGGACACGUAUUUCCGUACAGCCUCUUAGUGCGUUGCUGCGGCAGCUGCUACUGCGCCGGCAGCAGCGGCAGCAGCAGCAACAGCUCCUUCACCAGCAGCAUGAACACCCGUUGAUGCUAUCACAAGAAGAAAAGAACGGGUCGUCGCUGGACAGGCGAGUCGGUCGGAAUCGCCUGUCGGACAGGCGCGCGUUACUGACCCACGGGUCGCUGGGCUGCCCGGCGGUACGCCGCUUGUCGCCUACGGCGAUUCCUGGGACAUGGCUGCGAAGCUUGUCCGCGGUGUCUCCGGACAGUCCACGACGAGUCCUGAGGGUCGGAGGCGACUCCGUCGGCGGUCCGGACUGGGAUUCCAAUAAACCGAAUAAGGCGACGGAGCGCCGAUCGGAUGGGUCGGUUGAGCCGGAUGGCGGUCCUGUCGGUACCCCGGCAGCGUCCGCGAAGCAGCAGCAGCAGCGGCAGCAGGGCUCGCCUGGGCAUAACCCCCACCGCAUAUAUGAGGUGCCUGCAGAGGGCUGUUACCGCAGCGAGCAUCAGCUGAUGGCGGCUGAGGCGGCUGCCUCUGUGGCGGCGCUGGUGCGCCUGGGGUACGACAUAGCGGGGGGCCCAUGCGAGGAGGUGGCGCCGUACGCGCCAGCGCCGUUGCCAAUGUCAGUGCCGGUUGGCGAGAGUCGGAUGGGCGCUGGUAUUGGGUUAGGCGGGCGCGCAACGACGCGGUACGGCGGCUCUGGGGGCCAUCAACCGAAGACUCGCCAGCACCGUGCUGCCCGCUCGGCGUCGCUGCUACCAAGCGGUGCAGCCGCGGCCUUCCAGCGGCUUUUGCAGCUACAGCCCGAGCCAUUGCCGCCGCCAUGGCCGCGUCCACCGCCAUCUUCCGUACGGCCGUUACAAGCACCCGGUUUCCUGCCGCUGCCGCUGCAGCCGCAGCUGCGGGGUUCGACCCCAAGGUCGCCUCCUUCUGGGUGCCCUUCGGGUGUUGCAAGUCCGGAUGGAGAUGACGCCAGCGGCGGCAUUGUACGGCGACCAACCGGCGGACCGCUGGUUGAGCGGUUGCUGCACGGCGUGCAGCGGGUGCUUAGCACCGAUCCGGCGAGUCGUCUUGCCGCUGCCGCCGGCAGCGCUACAGCCCCGGCAGCACGGCUCUCCCGCGCCCACGCCGACCCGCUGAUGGUGGGACCCCUCCGCCACAGCGCAUUUAUGGCGGCGGCGGUGGCUGCAGUUGCUGCUGCUGCUACUGCUUCGAAGCGGGCGGUUUCGCACCUGGAGGAUGAUGAGGGCAGCACGGUCACCGCCGCUGGCGGUCCUGGUGGCCGUGACGUGGCGCAUGGGCUGGGCGACAUGGGCUCGGAAAGGGUUGUGCCCGCUAAUAAGUCGUUACGGAACCGCGGCCAGCACGUGACGACACAAGCGGUGCUGCUCCUGGAGCUGCCCGUACACAUGCCGUACGACGGACCCUCCGUCGUGCAAACGGCCAUGCGAGGCCUGGUUGGCGCUGUGCAUGCGGACACCAUGCUGACGUGGCGGACGCUGGCGGCGGUGGCUCCGCCGCAGCUGCCGCUGCCGCUGGGACAAGCUGAGGCUGGCUUGCUGGGGGCGUCUGGUAGUGUUGCGCGCGGUGGCAAGACCCGGGGUGCCGUCUCUGGCGGAAGUAAAGGUGGUGGCGGUGGCGCCAGCGGCGGGGAAGCAUCCGCUGAGGUGCACCGCAGGCGGCCGACGACGUGUGUGGAGGACCUCAUAGCAGAGGACCUGCAGCUAGCGGAUGAUGAUGGCGGCGGCGACGGCGGCGGCGGCGGAGUGCGCACUCUGCCGGUCGUACUGCUACCGAAUGAUUCAAAGGACGCGGCGUCGUUCGCGGAGUCAGCACCGGACGUACUUCGCGGCGCGAUGGCGGACCUGGGUUGUACGACAGCUGUCACCGCACACCUUGACUUGUACCUCGAUUGGUCGGUGCUAGGAUCUGGUGCAAGGCACUCUUCGACGGCGUCGGGGCUGAUAGGCGUACGGCACAGCGGCCGCGGCGCCAGCGGCGGCAGCGGCGCGGCGGCAGCGGCGGCGGCGUUCCUCCGUGCGGCACUUUCGCCGACGCCGGUGGCGGCGAGCACGAAAUGCAAAGCGGAGGAGAAAGCGGCGGCGGCGGCGCAGCGGCUUCCUGAAGUGCUAGCUCCCGGGGUGAAGGGACCCAUCUUGGGGCUCCUCUCAAAGCGAUGGUGGGUGCUACACUCCUCCUCUCUCGCCCGCUCAGCGGACUGUGCCUUGUGGCCAGGUGCAGCAGCCCUGCUCGCCCUCCGCCGGUGGCAGCGUGGCAUGCUGCCGCCUGCGCCAGACGGACGCCGUACCAUGAAAGGGGCUGGCGGCGACGCCGGAGGCGGCGGAGAGGCAGCUGCUGCUAGCGGCCGGGGGCCCCAAGGCGCCCAGCUGCUGCGGGAACCUGGUAAUGCCGCCCCAGGGGGCCGCAGCGGCGUCAGGCGCGGAGGCGAAAGCCUCGGCCGCGGUGACGGCGUCACCGCCGCUGCAGCCGCCGCCGCGUCGACGGGAUUCGACGGUUGUAUGGCAACCGACGGCAGCCGUACCGUCGCCAUCGCUGACGGCGGCGGCGGGAGCGGCUCCGUUAGCGCCGUCACGAACGCACCCAUCGCUGGCAUGAAGCGGGCCCACAGUCUUGGUGAGGGGUGGGGCGGGGGUAGUAGAGUGGAGGCAGCUGCGAGCAGCAAAGCUGGGAUAGCAACGCCUGGCGGCGGCGGUGGAGGUGGUGGAAGCAAUAACGACAGGGGUGCAGCAGAGGCCAACGAUGCCGUGGGCGCCGGCCUGGCGGCGGCUGCGCACAUAAGCGUGAAGCGGCAACGAACCGACGUCAGCGGCACAAGGGCGCACACAGCUGUAGCAAUCGCAGCAGCAGCUACAGCUGCGGCAACAGCGGCGACGUCGACAGCGUCCAAAGGAGGAGGUUUGGCAUUAGCAGUAGCUGCAGCUGCAUCGGUAGCACAGGCAACGGCGGCGGCGGCACCGGCCUCCACCGCUGCGCCGGCAAACGGCGACAGCAGCAGUAGCAUACCAGUAGUGCCGCCGCCGCCCCGCCAGCAGCCGCCGCCAUCCGCCCUGCCGGUGCCAGGAUGCACUCAUACUGCGGUUGCUGCCGGCAACGGCGUUAGCCAAGGCACUAACGCGCUUGCGCGGCUGCAGCAGCUACAGCUCCAAGGGGCGGCGGACCUGCAGUUCUUUCUAAAGCUGCAACAACCGCCGAAGCAGCGCCAGCCGGAUGCAGCUGGCGAAGCGCCGGCGGCGGCGGCGGCGCCGCCGCAUCUAGCAGAGGCGCCGCCGUCGGUCCCGGGGGGCAAGCAGUGCACGAUAUCCCUGGAGCUGGACGAUCGACAAAUUGCAUUGCUGUCGAUGCUGAGCACGGCGCAUGACGCGUUGGUGGCGGCGGCGACGGCAGCACUGGAGGAAGCGGCGGAGGCCGCGAUGGUGGUGGCUGAUUGCGGAGGCGGCGAUGGGGAGGCAGUGGCGGAGGCGGAGGCGGAGGCUCGGGUGCUGCAGUCGGGGCUGUGGGAGGCGGAGGCAAUGGAGCGGCUCAUGACCACGCACCAGGAACGACAUAGGAACAUGCAACAGCAGCAACAGCAACAGCAACAACAAAGCGGUCGGAUUGCGCCCAAGCGCAAGGCGCUGCUGCAGAUGUACGUGGCCAUCAUGGGGCUCCGGCAGGCCGCUGGAGCGUUGCUGCACUACGGCGUCAGGGUUGCGCACCUGGCUCUUGGGCAGCUGGCCCGGCAGCUCCCGCGCCUGUCUCAUCUGUGCGGGGGCGCGGUGGAGGCGCUGGAGGAGGCCUUUCGACAAGUGGACGAGCAGCGCUCCGGAGCCCUCGACCCGGCGGUGGCAGUGGCAGCGGUGGCAGCGGUGCCGCCAGCAGGUGCCAGCACCCCCGCGGCCUCGGCCUCCGCCGCGGCUGACCGUGGUGUGGGGCCGACGUUGCUGGUCCCCCCGUGCGUGGCGGUUGCCGGCGGUCUGUCGGAUCACCCCUCUGUGGGGUCCGUGCAGCGGCUGCUGGUCGUGGCGGAUACGUUGAGGCCCGAUCCACGAGUGCUCAUCGUCAGCGACCCAAGGGCCUUCUUCGUACUCUACCCUGCCGUACAAGCCUCAGGGCUGCGUGCCGCACACCUGCCGGCAGCCGUGACCAAGGCGCUUCUCGCGGGGGCGGACGGGACCGCGGCGGCGGGCAAUGGGGCGGCGGCCGCAGGGGGCCCCGGCAGGGGGGCCAGUAGCAGUAGCAGUGGCGGAGGCGAAGGCGGCGGCGGUGGGGAUCGUCCGGGAGCGUGGGGUGGCGGCGGCGGUGACGGCAGUAGUGGUGGCGGCCGUGGGCUGGCGGCGGCGGAAGCGCGGGAGGGCUGGAAUGCCGUAUCGAAGCGGCUUCGCGAGUGUGGGGUUGAAAGGCACCUGCUAAUCACACGGCGACCGCAUCCCAGCCGCCUCAAAGCCGUUGCCGCCGCUGGCGCCGCCCCUUUCGCUGCUGGCGCAGCGGCGGCGAUGGAACGAGGCCUCUGCCCCAAAACCAGUGCGGGCGCCAAAUUCGAUGAUUCAAAAUCCGUACAGUGUACGAUGCAGCCCGCGCUUCCCGACAGAUUUCAUGCCCCACAGCCGCCUCCACCUCCACCACCGCGGCCACUGCUACAGCUACAGCAACCGGAGCUGGAGCUGGAGACUCAGCUACAGCCGAACAGGAUGCCGCUUGCGGAUGGGAGUCAGGGGGCCCGCGGGGAAGUGGAAGGGUUUCGGAGCUCACAAACACACGUCGAGGAGGAGUCCUCUGGCGGUGACGCCGGUUUGCGACGGCAGGUGCGGACGGUGGCCGCCGCCGCGGCGACGGCACUGGCCCGCCUGCCUUCAUCAUCACUAUCGCAACAGCAGCAGCCACAGCCACAGCCACAGCAGCAGCAGCAGCUGCCACAGCAGAGCACGCAGGUGCACGUGUUGGGGCAGCCGACGCGACAGCAGCCGCCGGCGCCACAUCCCCCGAGCCAGGGGGUCCAGAGUUAUGUUCACAGCCAAAGCUGCGGAGCACUUGGAGCCCCAGGCCCUAACCCACUCCCGCCCCCAGCCCCAGCAGCCGAGGAGCAGAUGCAAGGAGGGCAGGAGCGCGAACAGCAGCACCAGCACCAUCCACAACAGCAGCAGUCUCUUCCAGGGGUUGUCCAAGGGCCCUCCGUCACCGCUGCUGGCGCAGCGCCCGCCGGUGCCGGCGACAAUGCGGCGGCGGCUGGCGGCGGCGGAGUUGCGGUAUCCCAGGGCGGCAGCGGCGGUCGCUGGCCGCUGGUGUUGAGCUCUGAUCCAGGCUCUGCACUGCGCAGCCGUCCCAGCUUGAGUGAUGCACUGCUGCGGCGGUGCGGGACGACGUACGGCACGGAGGCCUGGUGGCGACCGUUGGACAUCGCGGACGUCGUACUGUCGCCCGUGGCCUGCGUUGCCAUAUGGCCUUUCACGCCGCCGCCGCCGCCGCCGCCGCCGCCGUCACACAAUCAAUUCCAGCAACGUUCGCGUCAACCGAUGCAACCACCAACAGCUUCGGGGGUCGCUUCGCCGAUGCCGCAGGAAGAGGUUCAGGCCUUCGUGGACGUGCUACUGCCGGUCAUGACCGACCGGGUGGUGCUGCUGUCCAUGCGCUACUGCCGCGCCACGGUGGUGUUCGAGGGGCCGCCGGAGCUCGGGGCCGCGCUGGUGCACCGCUCCGCACCACUGCAGGCGGCUGCGACCAAGGCCGGGCUGCGACUGCAUACUUUGCUAGGCGUCGUUGAGGCCGCUCUUCAACAUGACCCAAGCUGCCGCCUCACGCUUGAUGCGGUGAACCCCGGUGGCGCGCACGGCGACGGCGGUGAUGGCUGCGAUGAUGACGGACAUUUACCGUACGCCUGUUUGGACGAGCAGCCGACGGCAGCGGAAUGGCUGUUAUGUACGACGCCCUGCCUCAAUCCCCUCAGCGCGGCAGCGUUGCUGGGGACUGGGCUUACUGUACGGCAACUGUUGCCGGCCAUCAUAGCCGCCGCCGCCGCCGCCUCAGCAACUGGCCCGGAGAACGGGAGCGGUGCCGCCGCGGCGCCGUCAUUACCUGGCGGCGGCGGCGGACCAGUGGCGAUGCAUGCAGGCGGCGCCGCCGCCAGCGUUGGUGCCGGAGGUGGCGGCGGCUGUCGUGGCAGUGACGCAGAUCCGGCCGUACGGCGUGUACGGGAGGCGAUGAAGUACAUACCGUCUUCAUGUAUGCCUCUGCUGGCAGCACACUUGGUUGCGGUGGGCCAGGACCGCCGGCUGCGGAAACAGCAACAGCAGCAAAGGGCGCCUGGGCAGAACGAUGCCCAGGCACGUCACGAGCAGGCGCCGCUGCCGCGAGCAUCAUCCCACAUACCGCACCAUCAACAGCGGCAACCGGUGGACAUGCAGGUGAACCAGAUGCACGGACUACAGCAACAACGACAACAGCAGCAGGAGCAGCAGCAGGAAUGGCAGCAGCAGCACCAUCACCAGCAGCUGCACCAUCACCAGCAGCUGCAGCAGCAGCAGCAGCUGCAGCAGCAGCAGCAGCCGCACACGACGGAGGAGGUGGCGGAGGCGGAUCAGGCGGCCCAAACGAUGUCGAAACGUCCUCGGCUGAUGGAACCAGCCGCCGGCACAGCAGACUGCUCUGAGGGGUCGGAUAGGGGCGGCGGUGACGCAUCCUGGCUGCGGCGUGUGGCCGCAAACCCUGGUCGGGCUAGCUGGGCGCCACAUCAAGAGCUGCAGCACGACCACAAUCUUGGCCGCCUUAGAAAUCACGGCCAGAUCCACCGGGGGAAUGAACGCUUUGAGGACCCGCACAGCGGCCCGCUACGGCCGCCGCCACCGCCGCCGCCUGCGGACCGCCGCCACCAGCUCCACACCGAUCAGCAGCAUCAGCACUUGUCGUACUUGCAGCAACAAGGGCGACGGUCGCACGAGCAACAGCAACCGCAGCAGCAGGACCGCCAGCAGUACCGACAGCAUGUUCAACAGCAACACAAUCAAUACCAGCAAGAGCAGCAGCAGCAACAGCAGCAGCGGGCGGGGGGCAAUCCAGGGGUAAAACCCAUGGAGGGCCGUGAGACGCAUCGACGGCAUCCGGGACCGCAACCACAGUACAUGGAUCCCACGGGCCCCGUGUGUCCUAUGGAUCUGGAUUUGGAUUUAGAUCUAGAUCUCGACAUCGGAUCCGAGGAGCAGAAACACGUUGGCGGAGCGUUUUUUCGUCAGGCAGCAACCUCCGCGCACCGCACGCGCACCGGGUCAUUUCUGGAUCCCAUGGGCGAUGGCAGCGCUGGCGACGGGCAUGCUGCUUCGCUGGCGCCGCCGUACGACCGAGUACGGCAUAGUAGCAUGUGGCCGGACCGCCAGGCGGCUGCCCAUGCCUCUCGGACCUCCACACACGUGCACAUGCCUACGACGACGUCUAGCUCUGGACACGGAGGGUACGGCAGUCGAGAUUUGUUCGGCCUCGGAAAUGGUCGUGAGGCGCCAGCGCUUGAGCUGUCGGUCGGGGACGAAUUCGAUACCGGAUCUUCAGGUCGUCCAGUUGCCAGCGGCGGCGGUGGCGUCAGGGGCCGCAUCCCAAUGUCGUACAGGCCGGCGGGUGCAGCUGGCGGCAUAACUGGCCAUGGAGGCGGUCCACGGGGAGGUCCAGGCGCCAGCAAUACGGAUCUGGGAUUCAAUCCUGGCUUUGAUCCUGAUCUGGAUGUAGAUUUGGAUCUGGAUUUAGACCUGGAUCCAGAUUUGGGCGCUGGCGGCGAGCGCGUUGGACCCAGCGAUGUCCCGGUGCCUAGGGCGGCCGCGGCUGGCGCGAGGUUGCCUUUAUCUCCCCAAAUGAACCACGGGUCACUCCGUGGACAUGCAGAUGGAAAUUGGCAGCCGGAUUCUGGGCGUGAUGUGGACCACGCAUCGCUUGACGCGGAACGGUUGCUGGUGAUCGGUACAACCGCUGCGGCGGCUGGAGUUUUUGGAGCGUUCGCCAGGCCCAGCGGCGGCGGCGGCGGCGGCGGCACCGCCUCUGGUGCUGCGGCCGCGGCCCCCGGUUCAGCAAUCGCCGCAGGUAGCCUUGCCGGUCGGGAGGCCUAG